AUGGCGGCCAACUCGCAGCAGGCGCCCGUCGUGCCUCCGAUCGAAAUGCAACAGGCCAACGUCACCAACAACAACGACAACGAAACAGGUACAUCUCCUUUGGCCCGCGUCACCAGCACGGGCACCUGGGGUGAACCCGAACGUGGCGAGCAUGUCAACGUAGACCAAGCAAAACAAGACUUCAUCCUUGCUCGACAGACAUCUCGUCAAUCCGCCAACAGUGCCAAUGCCACCGCUUCUUACUCCGCCAUUCGCGGUGGAUCCGUCAUUGGUCGUGCCCUGAGCGGCGGUGGUGACCGCAACAGACAGCCCAACAUCAACGAAAACGAGCUCGAUCUCGAAAACGCUACUUCUCCAGACACCGAGCAAAAUGACUUUGAUCUCGGCAAGUGGAUGCUCACACGCAGCGCACAGGCAAAAGAAGAAGGCAUCGACGACGGUAAACCAGUAGGCAUGCUCUGGAGGGACAUGUCCAUCACCGCCCCAGGUUCGGGAGGAGGUGGCAUAUUUGUCAAGACCCUCCCCGUUGCCAUCGCCAACACUGCAUGGAGGGAUCCCAUCGGUGUUCUCACCACCCUCUGCCCACCCCUCGCCAAGCUUUUCACUCCACGCAACAUGCCCACCACCACCCUACUCCACAGCUCCAACGGCAUCCUCAAACCAGGCGAGAUGCUCCUCGUCCUUGGCCGUCCAGGUUCUGGUUGCUCCACCGUUCUCCGUGCCAUCACUUCCAAGAACCACAGCAACGUCUCGCCAUCCGGAAAGAUUCUCUACGGCGGCCUCACUCCAGAACAGAUCAACCGCAAGUACAGAGGUGAGGUCGUCUUUGUCGACGAGGAGGACACCCACUUCCCCACGCUCACCGUCGGACAGACGCUCGAGUUUGCCCUCAAGAACAAGGUCCCACACCGAUCCCGACGACUCAAAGGCGAGUCGCGUCAAGAGUUCAUCGAAACUUGCAUCGAUGUCAUGCUCAAGAUGUUCGGCAUGACUCACGUUCGCAACACCAUCGUCGGUGACCAGGCAGUUCGCGGUGUCUCAGGAGGUGAGCGCAAGAGGACCACCAUUUCGGAAGCUCUCGCCACUCGCGCCAGUGUCAUCGCUUGGGACAACUCCACCCGCGGCCUCGAUGCCUCCACUGCCCUCGACUAUGCCCGUUCCCUUCGCAUCAUCACCGAUCUUGCACAGCGUUCCACCAUCGCCACCCUUUACCAGGUCUCUGAAAGCAUCUUUGACCUCUUUGACCGCGUUGCCGUCAUCGACCAAGGCCGAUGCAUCUACUAUGGUCCUCGCAAGUUUGCCCGCUCUUACUUCUACGAGCUCGGCUACGAUACUCCCGAUCGACAGACCACUGCCGAUUUCGUCACGGCCCUCACCGACGUCAACCAGGUCGUCUAUCGCCCAGGAAUGCAAGCGCAAGCGCCCAAGACCGCAGAAGAUCGUGAACGCGUCUGGAAGUCGAGCUCCCUCUACAACCAGCUUGAAGCUGAAAUGGAAUCUUAUGAGCAGCACCUCGCCCAAGCAGAGCAGGCCGACCAGCUAAAGCAAACCGUCCGCUCCGAGAAGCGCAAGGGUGUCAACAAGGGCUCCAGCUACACCGUCAGCUUCUGGGAUCAGAUCCUGAGCUGCAUCUGGCGACAGCUCCUCAUCAAGUGGGGUGCCAGAGGCGAUCUCUACGUCAAGCUCUUCACCAUCAUCUCGGUCUCGUUCAUGAUCUCGUCACUCUUCUAUCAGCAGCCUUUCGACUCGGAAGGUGUCUUCACCCGCGGUGGUAUUCUCCUCUUUGCCUGCCUCUUCAACGGUUGGCUCCAGCUCUCUGAAUCAUUCGAAGCCGUGGCUGGUCGACCCAUGCUAAGCAGGCAUCAGCAGUUUGCCUUUCACCGUCCAUCGGCCGUGGUCUUGGCACGAGCUUUGGUCGACAUCCCCUUCCUGUUGGUCCAGUGCUUCCUCUCGUCCAUCAUCAUCUACUUCCUCGCCAACCUGAGGAGAGACGCCGGCGCCUUCUGGAUCUUCUAUGUCUACUGCUUCCUCUCCUCGUACAGCUUGACAGCGCUCUACCGCAUGUGUGCCGCCUUUUCGCCCGGCUUCAACGAAGCGAUCCGCUUCUCGGUGCUAGCGCUCAAUGUGCUCAUCAUCUGGGUCGGCUACGUGCUGCGUCGACCACAGAUGAACUGGCUCAUUUGGCUCAGCUACGCACAGCCCAUCAGCUACGCAUUUGAAGGAUUCCUAUCCAACGAGCUCAACUACGCCAUCGACUGUGCUCCGCAGCAGAUUGUCCCCUUUGGCGAACUCAGAGAUGCAGCCUACCAGACCUGCUCGCUUACCGGCGCUGAACCUGGCUCUGUCGUCGUCCGCAGCGCCGACUACCUCUCCGUCACCUUUGGCUACUCGAGAUCCCACAUCGGUCGCAACGUUGGUGUCAUGAUCGCCUUUUCCGUGCUCUACCUCAUCCCUACAGUGAUCGGUGCCGAGAUCAUGAACUUUGGAGGCGCUGGUGGCGGUGUCACCGUCUUUGCGCGCACCAAGGCCGCUAAAGCCAAGCUCGCCUCUUCCGGGCCCGCGCGCGACGGAGACCUUGAAGAAAAGGCUGCAGUUGUCGCAGACCACCCGAGCUCCAGAGACAGCAAUGGCAGCAUUACCCGCGCCAAUUCGCCCGCUUGCCCUGGCAACAAGAAGAGCGCCACCGAAAAGAACGUCGACGCCAAAUCGGCCCACGACCUCGACCAGAAAGCCAUCUUCACAUGGAAGGAUAUCUCGCUCCAGCUGCCGACAGGCAGGAAGCUUCUGGAUGAUAUCACAGGUUACGUCAAGCCGGGCACCAUCACGGCGCUCAUGGGUGCUUCGGGUGCCGGAAAGACGACGCUGCUCACCGCACUAUCGCAACGAGGUGUGGCUGGCACUCUCUCGGGUGACAUUCUCGUCGACGGCAAGCCACUCGGUCCUGGUUUCCAGCGAGGAACCGGCUUCGUCCUGCAGGGCGACAUCCACCUCGCAUCGCAGACUGUCCGUGAAGCUAUCGAGUUCUCGGCGCUGCUGCGUCAGCCUGCCGAAGUGCCUCGCGCAGAGAAGCUGGCCGACGCCCAGCGCGCCAUCGAGCUGCUGGAACUCGAGGACCUGCAGGACGCUCUCAUUGGCGUCCCUGGUUUCGGUCUCGGAGUCGAACGCCGAAAGCGUGUCACCAUCGCCGUCGAGCUUGCAGCCAAGCCAGACCUGCUUCUCUUCCUCGACGAGCCCACGUCCGGUCUGGACUCGGCGGGUGCGGCUUCCAUCGUGCGUCUCAUCCGUCGUCUCGCCAGCGAAGGCCAAGCAAUCCUCUGCACCAUCCAUCAGCCCAGUGCUUUGCUGUUCGAAUCCUUCGACAACCUUUUGCUACUGCAGCCUGGAGGAAGGACGGCGUACAUGGGCCAGAUCGGCAACGAGCGAGCCAAAGGUUCGGACCGAGUGCGCGAGUACUUUGAGCGAAAUGGCGCUCCCGCUUGUCCCCCGACGACCAACGUGGCAGAGUACAUGUUGGAAGUCGUCGCGCAAAAGUCGCAGAAGCCUUGGUCCGAGAGAUGGAAGGCAUCGCCCGAGGCUAAAGCGCUUCGCGAGGAGGUGGAAGCCAUCAACGCCGAACGAGCGGGCCGACCUGUCAUCGAAGACUCGCGAUCCACGCGUGAAUACUCUGCCACGCUCAAAACGCAGAUUGUGGAAUGCACCAAGCGACAGUUCCGAGAUCUGUGGAGAGAUGCACCUUUUGCGUACGGUAUCCUGUUCUCCAACAUUGUCACCGGAUUCGCCGCAGGAGGUGGCUUUGCGCACCUGGGUAACUCGGUCACCGAUCUGCAGUACCGCGUAUUCGUCAUCUUCCUGGUCAUCCUCAACUUCCCUGCCACGGUCAACUCGAUCAUCUCCAAGUUCUGGGAGAUGCGCAUCACGUUUACCGUGCGCGAGGGUCCCUCCAAGACCUACUCGUGGAUUGCGUUCAUGACUGCUUUUGUUGCCGUUUCGAUCCCGAUUGCACUCGUCGCAUCGGUCCUCUUCUUCCUGCCAUCGUUCUUCCUGCCCUUCUACACGCAGCGAUCGACGGUAGCAGGUCUGUGGUAUCUGAUGAUCUUCUUCGUGACGUGCUACGAGAUGUUCUUUUCGCUGGCCCUCGCUGCAGCUUGCCCGACACCGGUGACCGCGGCCAACCUGCUGCCCUUCCUGCUGCCGUUUGUUGCCAUUGUCAAUGGUGUCAUGAAGCCAAAGUCGACGCUGCCUGCGCCGUGGUCCGGGCUAAUCUACGCCAACCCUCUGUACUGGUACGUGCGAUCGAUGGUGGCCAACAUCCUCCACGAUCUGCCCGUGCGCUGUAGCCAGGAGGAUCUGGCCAUCUUCGACCCGCCCAACGGCGCGACGUGCGGACAGUACGCUCUCGAGUGGGUGCAGUCGGUCGGAGGCCAGCUGCUCAAUCCGGACGCCAACAACCGCUGCGAGUUCUGCCAGUACCAGGUCGGCGACCAGUUCGCUGCUACGCUGGGGGCCACGUGGGGAUUCCGCUGGAAGGGUCUGGGCAUUGUUGCGGGCUACACCAUUGGUCAGCUGUUCCUCGCGUACGCAGCUUACUGGUACUUUACUGAGAAGGGCUUCGGUAUCGGUGGCGGCCUCAUCUCGGCGCUUGUCGGAAGAGUCAAGCGCUUGGGUAAGGGUCGUCAGUGA
Molecule: messenger RNA, 4680 nt
Organism: Sporisorium graminicola
Lineage: Eukaryota; Fungi; Basidiomycota; Ustilaginomycetes; Ustilaginales; Ustilaginaceae
Exons: 1
Coding region: 1-4680 (1559 amino acids)
Biological process (GO): transmembrane transport
Cellular component (GO): membrane
Molecular function (GO): ATP hydrolysis activity; ATP binding; ABC-type transporter activity
Source: RefSeq, a predicted model, not a curated record